Molecule: messenger RNA, 4593 nt
Organism: Xyrichtys novacula (pearly razorfish)
Lineage: Eukaryota; Metazoa; Chordata; Actinopteri; Labriformes; Labridae
Source: the annotation of a GenBank genome assembly
AUGAUCUGCUAUAAAGGACGUUCUCAAGUCAUCAGACUGACCGGAGAGCUGCUGGGACGCCGCUGCUGGUUUGUGAGCUCCUCGGUCGGAAAAAUAGGGAUCUUUGUAUCAACCCCUGGUAGUUGUAGUAAUCCACAAGUCCGAAAACAACAGGUAGGAUAAUUAUUUAGUCGAAUUUAGAUGUAUGAUCCCACAGCUGGGAUGUUUUUUUUGACGAUUAAAUGAUAUCAGAGCGCUGGAGACGGCCUUAGAGAUAUUUUCGGUUUUAAUAAAACGCAUUAAUGCUUUUUGUUCCUGCAUUUGAUAGAAUUGAAAAUGAUUAGACGCAUUGAACAUGUUUGAUAAAAUGUAUUUCAUGCUCAUUUUUGCACCUGUUUCGGCGCAUUCAGGACACUUUGUUCACUGCAGGAGAUCCCAUUGUCUGGAUGCUGUUGUUCAGUCACUACAGCUAAAAUAUGACAUGCAUGAUCAUCUCUGUAUGAGUCUAAACGCGAUGCUGUGAUUUUUUAAUUUUUAUUUUACAUAUAUUAUUAUCGGUGCUUUCAUCGUGUCCUCCCUCCAUCCUCAAACCCAGGGAUCAACCAUGCCUUUCGGUAACACGCACAACCAGAUGAAGCUGAAAUUCAGCUCGGAGCAGGAGUACCCGGACCUCAGCCAACACAACAAUCAUAUGGCCAAGAUCCUGACUCCUCCUAUGUACGAGCGGCUGAGGAGCAAACAGACACCCAGUGGAUUUACUCUGGAUGAUGUCAUUCAGACCGGGGUUGAUAACCCAGGUAAAAAAACCGAAGCGCCAUCUGUUCUGCCUGAUCGACCGCGUUUAAUGGCCGCAGCGGCGUUCAUGUUCCUCCGAGGAAACACCAACAGCCUUCUGCACUGUGACCUUGUCAGACAUUUAAGCUGCUGAAUCAGUUAGAAACAGUUUUCUUCAACCCGCUUUAUGGCAAAUGGUAAAGAUUACUAGGGUUACAUAAUGUAUGCGGAGCUGCAUCUGAUAAUCCACUGCAGCUUUCACUGUUUUCAUAUCAGUUACAGUCUGUAGGUUCAUGUUUCAAACUCUCCCCUUGUUUGCUGGAGUGUAGCAGGUGACUUUCCUCACCCUGUAGACUGUGUUUCUGUUUAGCUCUGAGAGUAUGGCCAGUCUGAAGCUGAAGAGCCUGUCAGCUGAGGAUGAGUUCCCAGAUCUCAGUCAGCACCACAACCACAUGGCCAAGUUCUUAACCCUGGACAUGUACAAGAAGCUGAGAGAGCGGGCUACACCCAACGGCUUCACCGUAGAUGGUGUCAUUCAGACAGGGGUUGAUAAUCCUGGUACAGUCCCAUCCAAAGACCUGACGACACUCUGCACAUUCAGUUAGAGAGGAUGUUGCUCUGGGCCCUCCACUGUCUCCCAUGUGACUGUGUUUUCUUUGUGUACAGGCCACCCCUUCAUCAUGACUGUGGGCUGUGUCGCCGGAGACGAGGAGACAUACGAGGUCUUCAAAGAGCUGCUGGACCCCGUGAUCGAGGACAGACAUGGAGGAUACAAACCAUCAGACAAGCACAAGACUGACCUCAAUGCAGGCAACCUGAAGGUGCAGCAGCCCUGAGUCUGUCCUCCUGAUUCUGGGGCAGUUUGUUCAAGUGUUUCAUUGAUGUCUGCUUUAUUAAACUAACAAGUGUGCUGCUUCUCAUUUAAGGGCGGCGACGACCUCGACCCCAACUAUGUCCUGAGCUCCCGUGUCAGAACAGGCCGCAGCGUCCGCGGCUUCUGCCUGCCUCCUCACUGCAGCCGAGGAGAGAGGCGCGCUGUGGAGAAGCUCUCCGUUGAAGGUGAAGAGGCCUCUUGAACCCUUUUUUGUUUAAUUGAGGCACAUUAUUUCAGACAGUGCUGGUUCUCUGCUUCUGUGUGGUCUGCAGCUCACUGCACAGAGAUCAGGCUGCAGAUGAGGGAUUCUGUUUUGUAAACCAAGUGUAGGAGGAUGCCAUUUAAAACACAGUGAAUCUCCAUGAAAACACAAUGAGCCUGCUUUGUCUCACUUGUGUGGCAGUGGGGGCCCUCUAGUGGUGGUUUGAGGAAUAACAGAUUAUCACACACUGUAAACAAAGAGGUCAUCUUAAACUGGCUCCCUGUUAUCCAAUGUAGAAUAAUCCAAAAUGGCUGCAUCCAGCAUUUAAAUCAUCUUAAAUUUUAUCUUCUGCCCGCAGCUCUGGCCGCCCUGAGCGGAGACCUGAAGGGGAAAUACUACGCCCUGAAGAACAUGACAGAUGCUGAGCAGCAGCAGCUCAUCGACGACCACUUCCUCUUUGACAAGCCGGUGUCUCCUCUGCUGCUGGCCUCAGGGAUGGCCCGGGACUGGCCUGAUGCCAGGGGCAUCUGGUGAGAAUUUUAUCUCCUGUGUUGUAAGAUUUAAUUUUUGUAAAAUCCAAGAACUUUCUAAACUUGUUUUCUGUCCAAAGGCACAACGAUAACAAGACAUUCCUGGUGUGGGUGAAUGAGGAGGACCACCUGCGUGUUAUCUCCAUGCAGAAGGGCGGCAACAUGAAGGAAGUCUUCAACCGUUUCUGCACUGGACUCACCAAGGUCGUCGGAAACAAAUUACAUCUACAUUUUAUAUCUCCUUGUGUCACCAAUAUAAAGACUUGCUGAAUGUGGUUCUCUUGUGUUCUAGAUUGAGAACCUGUUCAAGGAGAGGGGCCACGCUUUCAUGUGGAACGAGCACCUGGGCUACGUCCUGACCUGCCCCUCUAACCUGGGCACCGGCCUGCGCGCAGGUGUGCACGUGAAGCUUCCCAAAAUGAGCAAGCACCCCAAGUUUGAGGAUAUUCUCAAGAAGCUGAGGCUGCAGAAACGUGGAACCGGUAAUGUGGACGUUACUGUCGACUCUCCUAACACGAAUCUGAAGUGGUUUCAAAUGUGUGUUGACUGACUCUUGUCAUGUUGUCAUCAGGUGGCGUGGACACAGCCGCUGUGGGCGGAGUGUUUGACAUCUCUAAUGCUGACAGACUCGGCUUCUCUGAGGUGGAGCUGGUGCAGAUGGUGGUGGAUGGCAUCAAGCUGCUGGUCGACAUGGAGAAGAGGCUGGAGAAGGGCCAGUCCAUUGACGACAUCAUGCCCUCCCAGAAGUAAAGCGUUUCAACGCCUCCCCCCCCUUUCCUCUUUCCCCUUUUCUCCCUUCGCAAGUACCACCCCCCUUCCCUUCCCUCUGUCUGAAUGAAUGUUCGACUCUGUCCUGGAAUGCACUCUGUAUUACAGUUUGGAUUUGUUUCUGUAUUUAAGACAAAACGGCUCCUGUAUGACAAGGAAGAAUCUGAAAUAAACAAUGUUCUGGUUCAUGAUCUUUGCAGCUUCACUCUGGAUGUAUUUCAAACACUGACGGCACCACAGGUCCUGUUUCACUCAGCUGGGACUGAAUAUUAAACCCAGUGGUGGAAGACAUUUAAAGAACCGGAUUCCCUACAUGUACAUAUACAAGUUGAACAGACACUCGACCCUGAUUCAAACUUAUUUUUAGAGAUUUGCAGACAUGAAAUUAUGACUUUUAAAUGCACAAUUUAAAUGGUGUGUUCAGAAAGACGCGGUUUAAAUUGCAUCAUGGGAGUCACAGGAUGCAAAGUUCAAGUUUGGCUCAAACCGGAGAUGAAAGGAUUCUGCAUCUACUGAUAAACGUGUCUCCACAGCUGUUAAACAAACUAAAGGGUUACUACAGCAUCAGUCACCACACACACAAAGCAGGUCGACCUGUUGUGCAGCCUUUCAUUUGUGUCUGAUUGUGAAUGAAAUGGACUCUGCACUACAUGUUAUUGGAGAAAACUUGUUAAUACAAUUGAGAGGACUACACUUCUUGACUUCUGUUUACUAUGUCACAUCCACUCUGACUCGACACCGCCCCUGCUGUUUAUUCACAGCAUUUGAGGGCGUGCAGUAGGACCUGACAGAUAUGGAUUUUUUGGGGCUGAUGCUGAUACCGAUUAUUAGGGGGGGAAAAAAUCCGAUUAACGAUUAAUUGGCUGAUUUAAAAAAUUUUUGAAGUUAUAAAAAUACAUAUAUACUAUAGAUAUAUUGUAGGCUACAGCUCUUACUGCCUCAGUCAGAGAAGUAGCUCGAUCACUAAUGUGUACUGUUGUUUAUUCUACCGUUACUGGCACGGCUAACAGUGUAGCAAGGCUAAUAGCAGGUGGCUUACUCUAACGUUAGCUUGCAUAUUGCAUGGUGCUUCACCGUUAACUCGGCGUGACCGAGACCAGCACAGCGGGGAACAUGGUGAAGUGGGUUGAACUGAAACUUGUUGACUUAUUGUUUAUUUCACAAACUGGUUUAUUUACCGUUGAGGCGGACCACUCUCCUCCGUGCGUCCCUGAGCCGCCUACUUCCGAUCCGUCACUCUGCUGUGAGUAGAUGAUCGUCAUGAGGUCGCUGCGCCAUCUACAGGAUAAGUUGGGGAACUUUUCAAAUGGCGGAACAUUUUCGAAGUGAAACCGAAUCUUAUUCUGCCCUAGCGUGCAGCCAUCAUGUAUCCCCAUGUGUAGUUAUCAGCCUCCAUGUUUCCCUUUUAAAACGUCUCUGCGACACUCAACAAACAUUCAAAAAUACUGGAAUAAAACAUCAAACAA